This is a messenger RNA of Pogona vitticeps (central bearded dragon), 1903 nucleotides long. It is a transcript of the gene METRNL, whose product is annotated as meteorin like, glial cell differentiation regulator. NCBI's taxonomy places the organism in Eukaryota, Metazoa, Chordata, Lepidosauria, Squamata, Agamidae. Gene Ontology annotation, molecular function: hormone activity. The record is from RefSeq and is a predicted model, not a curated record. Gene Ontology annotation, biological process: positive regulation of brown fat cell differentiation; energy homeostasis.
CGGCUGGGAGAAGGAGCGCGCUGCCGAGCCGAGUGGCCGCGGUGGAGGGACGGGGGAGCGCGGCGGCGGCGACGACGACGGGGAUGGGCUGGCGCGACUAGCGGCUUGCUCCGGCUCGGGUUUCCUCUCGCCAUGUAACGCAGGCUCCGGGCGCUGCUCUCCCGCCUUGCCCUGUCCGCCGGAGUCCGUCCCGGAGCAGCCCGGCGGGGACCAUGCGGAGAGCCCAGGCGCCCGGGCUUGUGCUCGCGCCGCCGCCGCCCUCCUCGCUCCUGCUCUUGCUGGGGCUGCUGGUCCUGGACCGGGGCUGCGCGGCGCAGCAGUACUCGAGCGACCUGUGCAGCUGGAAGGGGAGCGGAUUAACGCACGAGUCUCACAAAAAAGAUGUGGAACAGGUCUACCUCCGCUGUUCUGAAGGAUCCAUAGAAUGGAUGUAUCCGACGGGAGCGCUGAUAGUCAAUCUACGACCCAAUAUUGUAUCUUCAUCUCCCAAACAUUGGACUGUUUGCAUAAAGCCUUUCAAGGACUCUGCAGGAGCAAAUAUUUAUUUGGAAAAAACUGGAGAACUGAAACUGCUGGUUGGAGAUGGAGAUCACAGCCCGACCAGAAUACAUUGCUUCAGCUAUGAUGAGGGUGGGCUCUUUGUCGAGGCAACCCCUCAGCUGGACAUUAGUCGGAAGAUUACGGGCUUCCAGUAUGAACUCAUAAACAAGGGGACGGAAUCUGAUUUGCACACAAUUUCUGCUCCCUGCCGACCUUGCAGUGACACGGAAGUGCUCUUGGCUGUCUGCACCAGUGACUUUGUUGUCAAAGGUACUAUCCAAAAUGUUAUCAACGAGGAAGAGCAGCAAGACUCUGUCAUCGAUGUGAACGUGAAUAAAAUCUACAGGCAGAAGAUGAAGAUCUUUAAGCCUGCAGAGGAGAGCAGCGGGUGGCGAGGACAGAUCAAGACCCUGCUCCAGUGUGGAGUGAGACCAGGAGAAGGAGAAUUCCUCUUCACGGGCCGCAUGCACUUUGGAGAGGCCAGGUUAGGCUGUGCCCCUCGUUUCAAAGACUUCCAAAGGAUGUAUAAAGAGGCUGAGGACAAAGGGCUAAAUCCAUGUGAAAUUGGCACAGAUUGAAACGCCGUUGUUCAAUUGUAGGUCAAUCUUGGGGCUCAGCCAGCUAAUUCUUAGUUGCUUCAGACAGUGUGCUGAUCUAAAAUGGAACUAAUAACUGAAACCAGAGCAAACCAGAAAGUGGAACGCUCUCCAUUUGGAGGCCUGUAAGAGGAGACUGGAUGAACGUUGGUCAAGAAGGGCUUACACCUAAGGAUUCCUGCUACUGCAGGAGCCUGGACUUAGCGUCCAUUGAGGUACCUUCGAACUCUACGAGCUUACAGAUACAAGAACCACACAAGCCAAUCCUUGUGGCUGUUAAUAGUCUCAUGAAAAUGACUGAGGUACGAGUCAAAGUGUCCAUGUUUGUAAUGCAAUCCCACAUCUUGUCUUUGUGAACUAAAUUAUUUUGGUAACUUCCUGCUGGGAGAAACCUCCCCCCAAAAAGAAGUGCAUCACAAUCUCCAUGUCUUAAAAAACACCAGUCAACAGAUGAACUUUGUAUCUUUGUAAUACUAAUGUUUUAAAAUGUGUUAAGCAGAUGUAGCAUUGUUUGCAUGGUAUUAAAUGGACAACAGCCUGGUAGAAGCUGGUGAAGCCAUCUGAUGUUUUGUAAAAAAAAAAAAAAGCUUGGUGUAUAAUUUUUUAAAAAAUUGUUUCUUAUGGCAAAAGUUUUUAUGAACCAAACACUUGCUUUCUUUAAAAAAAAUGAUAAGAGAAUGUACAAUGGUCACCUACAGUUUUUUUGUUCAGACUGGUGAAUUGUUUCCAUUCCAGAGAAAUAAAAAAUUCCUGGAUUUGAGUCUAAA